Aureococcus anophagefferens is the source of this 4896-nucleotide messenger RNA. RefSeq lists its product as hypothetical. The annotation marks the transcript as partial. The record is from RefSeq and is a predicted model, not a curated record. The transcript is spliced from 3 exons. NCBI's taxonomy places the organism in Eukaryota, Pelagophyceae, Pelagomonadales, Pelagomonadaceae.
CGCGGCGGGACGAUUUGGCGCGGCGCCGCGGCGCACGGCGCUCCGGUCGAUCCGGCGCAGCGCGCGGACGCGGCGGCGGUAUCGCGCAUCGCAAAGAAGCUACGGAACCGCGCGUGCGAGCGGGGCGAGCGCGUGCGGCUGCUCGAGCUCGUGGACGAUGUCUGCUCGGCCCACGGCGUGCGGUCCCUCCGCGACCUCGGCCUCUCCGUGGCCGCGGUGGACGAGCUGCGGAGUCUGCGCCAGCUCGAGGGGCUCUUGGAGAUCCAAAUCUGCGCCUUCGUCGAGAGCCGCUUCAUCGCGACGCUCCACGACCUGAGCCACAAUCUCUGCGCGGCGCACGGCGUGCGCGCGUUCGAAGAUCUCCGCCUGGGCCCGAUCCUCAAGCAGCCGCUCGUGCAGAGGAAGUUCUACGCCGACGAGGCGCUGACGGCCGUGCCGGCGCUCGAGGUCGCCGACGUGGUGCGCGAGCUCGAGAAGUUCCGAUUCAAGAAACGGAGGGUCGACCUCGAGGAGUUCCUGAACUGGCUCGCCGCGAAGCGCGGCGUCGCGAGCCCGCGGUCGCUGUGCCUGACGAUGAGCAAGUACGCGAUCGGCACCACGAUCAAGUACGCCUCGCAAGCAGCGCGUGACGAGAAGGACUCGCGCGUCGCCGCGCUCAAGCAGCUCCGCGACGCGCGCCGCGACGAGUGGCGGGCGGCGCUGGGCGCCAAGGUCGAGGCGGGGAGUUCCGCGGCGCGCCUCGGCGCGCAGCUCUCGGACGCCGCGCGGCUCGCGGUCGUCGAAUACGGGGGCCUCGGCGCGACGGAGCCGUUCGGCAAAGUCGCCGGGAAGAUCGCGUCGGCGGUGGUCGCGGCGAAGAACGCCAAGAAGAAACUCUCGGUCGCGGCCGAGCUCGCGGCGUGUUACGUCGUCACGCUCGGCGAAAUCGACGUCGAGGCGACGCGCCUCGCCGUCGCCGAGGCGCAGGGACUCACGGACCACGACGUCGCGAACGAGGUCCGCGAGGCGGCGCGGGCCCUCGACGCCGAGGGCACGGUUUUCGACGCGCUCGCGGCCGCGGAGCGCGCGGCGGCCGAGCGGCUCCGGAUCCCGUCCUUCGAGGCGCUCCAGCGCGGCUCUUUUCUCGCGUUUGCCUCGCGCAACGCGGACGCCGUCGCCCCCCUCGCGGCGCGCUUCGCGGCGGCGGCGGGGGGCGUCGCGGCCGGCGUCCCCGACGACGGCGACGACGACGGCGACGGCGACGGCGGCGCGGACGACGGCUCCACCGCGGUCUCAGCGCUGGACGAGGCCUGCGAGCGCGCGCUCUCGCGCGGCCUCUCCGGGCUCGACGCGCUCGCCGCGGUCGAGGCGGCCGUGUCGACGGCGGCCCCGCGCGCCUGGGCGCCGGGCGGCUUCGCGCUCUGGCUCUCCGGCCUCGCCGACCGCGCGGGCGUCCGGGCCGUCGUCGCCGGCGCGGGCGGCGGCGGCCCGGCGCCGACGCGCGUCGCCGAGCGCGUCGCGGCCGCGGCGGACGCGCUCGGGGGCGACCUCGAUGCCGCGCGCCUCGCCCGGAAGCUCGGCGUGGCCGACCUCGCGGCGCUGGGCUGCGGCGCGGACGUCGCCGCGUUCGUGCGGCGCUGCUCCGAGGCCGCGCGGCCCGGCGCGCGCGGGCCCGUCGCGGACUACGUCGCCGCGCCGCGCGCGCGCGCGGCGCCGCCGGCGGACCCGGACCGCCUCGGCCGGGCGCUCGAGGCUGCGCCGCCGCUCGCGGACCUCGGCGCGCGGCUCCGCUGGCGCUUCCACGGCCGCGGCGACCUCGCGGAGUUCUGCGCCGCGCGGCGCGUCUCCGUCGUCGUCGCGGAGGACCGCGUCUACAAGCUCCUGGCGGAGCCGUCGCUGGACGGGCUGGGCGCGGCGUGCGCCCGCGGCGACGCGGCGGGCGCCGCCGCACACGUCGCGACGCUCGUCGUCAAGAAGUCGAGGGACGCCGCGGAGCUCCUGCGCGAGUGCCUCCGCGACGGCCUGCUGCGCCUCGGCGGCAGCGGCGGCGACGCCGUCGCGCUCGCCUGCGAGGUCAUCGCCGCCGCGCCGCCGCCGCUCCGCCCGCCCGUCGCCGACGCGCUCCUGCCCGCGCUCGAGGCCGCGCGGGGGAUCGCGCGGGCGACGGAGCGCGACCUGCUCGCGGUCGCGAAGCGCGCCGGCCUCGUCGACGCGCUCCGAGACCUCGCCGACCGGCUCCGGCCCGAGACGCGGGCGGCGCUGGGCGUCGAGGCCCUCGACGCCUCGCACGCGCUCCGCCUCGCCGCGGCGCUCGCCGACGCCGACGACCUCGGGGCGCCCGUCUUCCUCGAGUGGGCCGCGCUCCUCUACCGCGCGGCCGCGCCCGCGGGAGGCGUCUCGGCGGCCGACCGCGACCGCCUCCGGUCGCUCGCCGUCGUGCCGCUCGCCGGGGGCGGGCGCGGGGCCCCGGGGGCCGCGCCGAUCUACGUCGACCGCGGCGAGGGCGCCGAGCCCCUCGAGGGCUUCGCGGCCGUCCGGGCCGACCUCGCGGUCGUCGACCCGGCGGUGCUCGCGCCGUCGCUCGCGCGGCCCAUGGUCGUGAGCGUGCUGCGCUCGGCGGGCGUCAAGGACGCGACGGCCGAGGCCGUCUGCCUCGAGCACGUGCUCCCGGCGCUCGCCGCGGCCGACGCCGGAGAGGAUCGGAAGCGGCUCAACGCCCGGUGGCGCUUCGCGCGCGCCUACUUCCUGACGCUGCGGGGCUCGAAGCGCGACCGCCUGCUCGAGGCGCUCCGGGGCUGCGCGGUGCCGCACGGCGCCUUCGACGUGCUCCGCGAGCUCUCGACGCUCGCCCGGCGCCUCGAGUGGCGCUACGUGGCGCUGCACGAGCUCGCGACGUCGCGCGAGCAGGCCGCGGGGUGGCUCGACUUUCUCCGCCUCGUCGGCUGCGUCGAGUUCCCCAAGCCGGCGCCGCGGAUGCUCGAGCGCGACGCCUGGCCCGACGCCUGGGCCGCGGCGGCGCGGGACGUCUUUAGCGUGGGGGACGCGCGCGUCGUCGCGCACGACGUCCACAGCGAGGCGCUCGAGCGGCUCCUCGCAGAACUCGCGCGCGACGCGAAGCCCGCCAACGAGGCGGUGGUCCGGGCGCUCUGCGCCGCCGCGCGAUGGGCCGCGCCCAUGGCAAAAACGACGGCGACUCUCGCGCGCCCCGGCGCGCGGGAGGGGCCGGGGCUCGUGCCCAGCCAGGUGUCCCGCGAGCGGGCGAGCGUCCCGAGCUCGACGGCGACGCUCCUCGCCGAGACGCGAUGGGUGCCCGGCGCCGCCGGCGGGGCCACGCGCCUCUUCCGCCCGCGCGAGCUGUACUCGCCGCUCCUCGGCCUCUCCGAGCUCUACGGGCCGCGCGUGCCCGUGCCGACGGACGGCGUGCGCGACGCCGCGCGCGACAGCCCGAGACCGUACGCGGCGCUCGGCCUCCGGGACUCGUUCGGCGCGCGCGACGCGCUCCUGGUGCUCGAGACCUGGGCCGCGGAGGAGGGCCCGUUCGAGGCGACCGUCGCCCACUUCGAGAACCUGUACCGCCUGCUCUACCAAGAGCUCCAGCGGCGGGGCGGCGCCGCCGCCGCGAUCCGCGAGUUCUUCGCCCGCGGCAAGUGCACCUGGGUGCCGGACUACCGCUACGAGGCGGAGGCCGACGACGGCAAGCGCGCGGUCGUCCCGGGCGCGUUCUACGCGCUGAGCGACUGCGUCUGGGCGGACCACUCGCGAGUCAUCGACUCAUGUGUGCACCGGGGCCUCUCCGCCGCCGCGCCGCGCGUGCUCCAGCGGCACUACGGCUCGCUCCAGGGCUUCUUCUGCCGGAGGCUGUGCCCCGCGUGCUACGGCGACGGCCUCGGGAGCCGCGGCGCCGACGCCUGCCCGCGCUGCUACGACGACGGCGUCUCGUCGGGACGGCCCCGGGCGCUCGUCCCGACGGCGCACGACCUCGCGGGCCACAUCGCGAUCGCGGCGGCGCUGGCGGAGCUCGACGUGCCCCACGCGAGCGCGUGCGCCGACGUCGAGGCCGUGCUGCGCGUCGUCUCGUUCGCCAUCCUCGCGGGCCGCCUCUCCGAGCAGAACGUCGCGUUCCUCCCGCACCUGCUCCGCGGCAAGAAGGUGUGGCCGACGUCGUGCGGCGCCUUCGCCGCGGCGGAGGGCGAUCGCAUCCUGGUCAUCGACGACGACGAGGGCCUCCGCGAAACGCUCUUCGCGGACGCCGACGUCGCCGCCGCGAUCGCGGUCGUCGCGGCCCGCGCCGCGGCCCGCGAGCGCGUCGACCUCGCCGUGCUCGGCGUGCCCGCCGGCGGCGAGGCCGAGUGGCUCGCGGAGCGCCUGGGGGCCAUGCGCCUCGCCGGCGUCCCGGUCGACGCGACCGGCGGGGACCUCGCCGGCGCGUUCGACGCGCUCGCGGGGUCGACGCUUCCGCUGCUCGCGGCCGUCGGCGUGCGGCCGCUGUCGCAGCUCGUCGAGACGAAGACCUUCCACGAGGGCGUCCAGUUCUCCCGGCACGCGCUCCACGACGAGCUCGCCGCGCUCCUCCCGCGCGCGCAGCGCUGGCUCCGCUCCGAGCGCCGGGACCUCUACGACGCGCGCGGCGCCGCGUGGGCGUCGUUCGCGGCCGGGCUCCGGCCGCGCGUCUGCGACGCGCUGCACGUCGUCCACACGAUCCGCGGGCACGCCGUGCGCGUCGAGGUCCCGGCGUUCCUCAUCGGAGGCGACAGGCUGCUCUACGUCGCGCGUGGCGCGCUCGACGACGGCGACUGGGAUCCGGUGCUCCGCGCGGUCGCGGAGCACUUCGUCGGCCGCGGCGACGCCGCGACGACGCUCUCGGACGCCCUCGCCAUGACGCGGACCUACGGCGACAAGCACUUCGACCGGCGCGCC